Cricetulus griseus (Chinese hamster) is the source of this 564-nucleotide messenger RNA. The record is from RefSeq and is a predicted model, not a curated record. Lineage: Eukaryota; Metazoa; Chordata; Mammalia; Rodentia; Cricetidae.
AUGGGGUUGGGGCUGCACUGGGUUUUCUUUGUUGCUCUUUUAAAAGGUGUCCACUGUGAGGUGCAGCUGGUUGAGUCUGGUGGAGGAUUGGUGAAGCCUGCAGGGUCACUGAAACUCUCCUGUGUGGCCUCUGGAUUCACAUUCAGUAACUAUUUCAUGAACUGGGUUCGUCAGGCUCCAGGGAAGGGACUGGAGUGGGUUGCUCAAAUAGAGACUAAAAGUUAUAAUUAUGCAACCUAUUACGCGGAUUCGGUGAAAGACAGAUUCACCAUCUCCAGAGAUGAUACCCAAAGCAUGGCCUACCUGCAAAUGAACAACCUGAGAACUGAGGCCACUGAUAUUUAUUACUGUGCAAGCAACACAGUGAGGAGUCUUCAGUGUGAGCCCAGACAAAAACCUUCCUGCCGGGUUCCCAUGACCAGCAGGGGGCGCUCAGCACACAUAAAGCCCAGGUUCAGGCAUAAUAGAUUAUUUUUUCCUGUUAUCAGGGUGUCCUCUCCAUCUGCUGGUUUUCUUGGGGAUCCUUUUAUAAUUAUAAACUCAGGAAUUGAUCAGCGCCUCUAA